Phytophthora sojae is the source of this 1717-nucleotide messenger RNA. RefSeq names its product papain-like cysteine protease C1. Bases 1 to 1605 code for a protein of 534 amino acids. The transcript has a single exon. Gene Ontology annotation, molecular function: cysteine-type endopeptidase activity. Gene Ontology annotation, cellular component: lysosome. The record is from RefSeq and is a predicted model, not a curated record. NCBI's taxonomy places the organism in Eukaryota, Oomycota, Peronosporomycetes, Peronosporales, Peronosporaceae.
AUGCAUGCCGGGAUCGACUACCACCGCUACCUGGCCGAGCGGGACGUGACCAAGCAGGAGCUGGCCGACUGGAAGUCCAACUUCGGCGACAUGGCCAAGCAGAACGGGUGGAUACCGCCGUCCAGCAGCAACUCGGAGGAGCGCAGCAUGGACGACGAGGAGGAGGACCACCUGCAGCGGUUCUUCAUGACCAAGCAGAACAUCUCCGCCAUCCAGGCGCUCAACCCGAACGCCAACUUCUCCACCAACACACCCUUCACGCUCCUCACGAACGACGAGUUCGCCGCCUACGUGGGCAAGGCCUACCGGGCGUACAACGGAUCGGCCGUGGGAAGCAGCAGUUCCGCUAGUCGCCGGCUGCGCAGCUGGCACAGAAGCAGCAGCACCAAAACCACAUACAGCAGGGGCACCACGCCGAGCAUCAAGACGGUGACCACCUCGGCCAGCAGCGGCAGCCCCACGUCGGUCUUGGGAGGAACGUCAAACAGCGACACGAGUUACAGCGUCAAGAGUGUCACGACGACGGGAGCCGACGGUAAGAGCACCACCACUACAACUACGACAACCUCUUCGGGGCCCGGAACGGAAUCAACGACUGUCACUACCUCGUCGGGAUCGGCGGCCAAUGCAGCGUCGAACUUUGGUUUCAGUUCGGGCUUUUCGUCGCUCUGGCAGCAGUGGGGCAACGGCUUCAACUUUGGUGGAAUGGGCCGGAACGACUUCCAACCGGAGACCGUCAAGCCUGCCGGUUCUGAUUCGAGCUCGACAACGCCGACACCGACACCGACAACGCCGACACCGACACCGACAACGCCGACACCGACCACUCCAAUCACUGCUGCCCCAGCAGCGGCAGCUCCGACAACCACGCCGACUCCGACAACGGCAGCUCCCAGCGCAACCUCAUCGGCCAAGUCUUCCGCAUCCACGGCGACGGUGACGGCCACCGAUACGUCCACCACGUCAAGCUCGAACGAGGUGGACUGGACGGACUCGAGCUGCAUGUCCCCCAUCCAGAGCCAAGGCUCUUGCGGUGACUGCUGGGCGUUCUCCACCGCCGCGGCCAUCGAGUCGGGCCAAUGCAUCAACGGGGGCCAGAAGUCGCUGACCAAGUACUCGGAGCAGCAGCUCACGAGUUGCGAUACCCAGAACUACGGGUGCAAUGGUGGCGCCCCCAUCUACGCCAUGGAGUACGUCCAGCAGAACGGCCUCUGCACGGAGGACAGCUACCCGUACACGUCGUCGGACGGCACGGCGGCGUCGUGCUCUACUGGCUGCUCGGCAGUCGACACGGGCAUCACCGGCUACCAGACAGUGGACGACGCGUCGGGACUUGCCACUGCCGUCGCCCAGCAGCCGGUGAUCGUCGCCGUGGCGUCGGGCAACAACGCUUGGAAGCAGUACACGGGUGGAGUGAUCUCGUCGUGCGAUACCACCGAGCUCGACCACGCCGUCGUGGUGGUGGGCUACACGGACAGCGAGUGGAAGAUCCGCAACUCGUGGGGCGAGUCCUGGGGCGAGGAGGGUUACAUUCGACUAGAGCGAACGAGUGACAGCACCGGCACCUGUGGCAUGUACGGCGACAUGUCGUACCCCACCUUCUAGGAUAUCUAUGUUGUAUGUCUCGAUGAGUGUGUAGUGUAGUGUAGUGUAGUGUAGUGCAGCGUAGUGAAAGAAUGCUGUUAGUAAACUGCGUCAAUAACAAGUAAACGAAAGC